This is a messenger RNA of Passer domesticus (house sparrow), 312 nucleotides long. RefSeq names its product putative small proline-rich protein 5. Lineage: Eukaryota; Metazoa; Chordata; Aves; Passeriformes; Passeridae. The record is from RefSeq and is a predicted model, not a curated record. Bases 1 to 312 code for a protein of 103 amino acids. The transcript has a single exon.
AUGUGCUCCCGCAGAUCCUGCCACAGCCACGAGACCUCGUGCCAUGAGUCCCGCUCCUCCUGCCACGACUCGGGCGCCUCGUGCCACUACACCAUCCAGAGGCAGCCUGUGCAGAAGUUCAGCUACGUGACGCCCUGCUGCGCCCCGGUGCAGCCCUGCUACCCUUCAGUGCAGCCCUGCUACCCUCCAGUGCAGCGUUACUGCCCCCCCAUGCAGCCCUGCUGCCCCCCAGUGCAGCGUUACUGCCCCCCGGUCUGCCCCCAGGUCACCAAGAACAUCUGCAAGCUGCCAACAUCCUACCCCAAGUACUGA